UAUAAGAUAAUUAACUAAAUUAUUAUCCUAUGUUUUAAGCUCGUGUAUUAAUAAAAACGUAUUUUUUUUUCUAUUUUGUCAAUUUUUUUGUGUUGGUGUCAUUGUGAUUGUCAAAACGCUGUCAUCUGACAAAACCCGUUCAGUCUGUGUGGUGUUGUUUGAAUCUAAACCGAUAUUUUUGUGAUAAUUUGUACAUUUCGAGUGGAAAAAGAUGUAUCAAAUCGGUGGUGAGAAGUCUUUAAGUUAAUUCAAUCAUAAUCAGCAAUAAUUGCAACGAAAAAUGCUUAAAUAAAUUCACCGUUGAAUAACUCACCCAUACAUGGCUUGUUAUUUGAAUGAAAAUGUUUAUACUCACACGUUUACCCCACGAGAGUAUCAAGUGGAGCUGCUGGACAGCGCGAAGAAGCGUAAUACAAUCGUAUGUUCGAGUGCGAGUUCGGCAAAAGCAUUUAUAAUAAUAAAACUGCUCCAAGAGUUCUCUCACAAGAUGAGGGUGUCUCGUGGAAAGCAGGCUUUGUUCGUGUUGGACGCCCAGAACGUCCCAAUAAUGACAUCACAUGUGAAAUUACUAACUGAUUUAACCGUCACGAGCAUAGAUAAAGAGGAAAAUCACCCAUCACUUAAGUCUAGUAAUGUGAUUGUUACCACAGCUGAAGUCUGUGUGUUUUUAUGUAAAAAGAGUUUUAUUCAUUUAGAUUGUUAUACUUUAAUAGUGAUAGACUGUCUAUACGGGGGACAGCAGUCGUUAGUUAGGGAAAUUAUGGCCCGAUAUCAGGGGAUCCAAGCCCCCAAACCUCGAAUUUUGGGCUUGACUGCCGGCCUUUUAGGCUCAGAGAUGCAACCCGAUCGUCUGGAGGCCGAAUUACAACGCUUAGAAAAAUUACUUAGUUCCUCGGUAGACACUUCUAGUGAAAUUCUCACGUUGAUACGCUUAUCUUGUCGCCCCCGUGAACGUAUAGUCGAAUGCUUUAAACCCAUUCCAAGCUCUUUACAAGACAAAAUCAAGGCUACGGUAACCUCCUGUCAGAAAUUCCUCAAAGACCACCGCUACGACCCUAGUGAAAUCUACGACGACGAAUUACUCGAAGAAUUCAAACAAGUCCCUGACCCUAAAGAACAACCCCUGAGUUUUUUCGACGACUUCCUUGAAAUUUUAGACGAUCUGGGCCCCUGGUCGGCCGAUCGAGCCGCCUAUGGAAUGCUUAUCAAGAUAGAAAAGCUCAAAGUAAAAGUACCUUACGAAAGACAUUAUUUAUUGUUGUGUGUUGCAUCAUCAGUAUUAGUUUCGAUAAGGGCUCUCUGUGAACUCGAAUUCCAAGACUACACAGAUAAGGAAAAAGUAUUUCGUUUCUCAACACCAAAAGUACUCAGAUUUCUCCAAGUUCUAAAGCAGUUCAAACCGACGGGAGAAAAACCGGAAACUUGCGACAAACUCCCUGACAUCAAAGAUGCCAAAAAGGGAAAAGGAAAAAACUACAAAGGGCCCCGAAGACCGUACAUUUCACGCACCCAAAGCGAAGACAUGUUGUGCGCACUCGUUUUUGUCAAAAAUCGCUACAAAGCGGAAGCCCUCUUCGCUUUAUUAUGUGUUAUGUCAAAAAGCGACGAGGAGUAUUGGUGGGUGUCGGUUUCCUUCUCCGUGAAUAAAAUCGCUGAUCCGGUGCGGGAGCCCCGCGAGGCUGAAUCCGAACAUAAACGUCAAGAGGAAGUUCUACGGAAAUAUCGAAGUCACGAAUGCAAUAUUAUGAUAGCAACAUCAGCACUAGAACAAGGCUGUGAUCUUCCUAAAUGUAAUUUAGUGAUACGUUUCGAUUUACCUCAGUCGUUUCAUAGUUACAUUCAUAGUAAAGCUCGAGCGCGUGCAAACGAAGCUUAUUUUCUCUUGUUAGCGAAUGAGAAUGAAGUUAGCGAUUUUGUUGAGAAUUUAGCCGAGUAUAACGAAGUCGAGAAUACUUUAUUGAAGAGGUGUUACAGUUUGGAACCUGAUAAGAAUGAGGAGUUGAUUGCUGAUGCUUCCUCACUGCAAUGUAGACCAUAUCAGCCUUUGGCCGAACCGGGGGCUAACUCAGUUAGCCUCUCUAAUGCUAUAGCUUUAGUUAAUCGGUAUUGUGCAAAAUUACCUAGCGAUACUUUUACUCGUUUAACACCAAUAUGGCAUGAAGAAAAACUCGAGAAUGGUUAUAUUUGUUCAAUUCGGUUACCUAUCAAUUCGCCGGUUAAGAAAACAGUGAUUAGUCCUCCAAUGAUUAAUACUUUAUUAGCACGAAGAGCUGCAGCUUUCAUGAUUUGUCAACUCCUACACAAAGCAGGGGAAUUAGAUGAUAAUUUACAACCUAUAGGCAAAGAAAAUUUCAAAGUGAAUGAAGAAGACUGGAAUAGUUUGGCUCUUGAAGAAUCAGAUGAAGAAAAUCUAGACCCUAGACCUGGUACUACAAAACGGCGACAAUACUACUAUAAAAAAGUUGCCGACGCUUUACUUGACUGUCAUCCAGUUAUCGGCCAACCGACUUACUUUUACAAAAUCGUCAUGAAACUGACUUGCCCUUUACCGGAAGAACAGAACACCAGAGGACGAAAAAUCUACCCGCCCGAAGACUCACCCCAAGGGUUUGGGAUACUGACCUCGAAAGAAAUACCAAAGAUAAGUGCCUUUCCAAUUUUCACAAGAUCGGGUGAAGUUAGUGUUGAUUUACAAUUGUGUUCACAAGUAAUUGUAACGGAGAAUCAAAUUCGCAAAAUUAGGGAAUUUUUAAAUUACACAUUUACGAGUGUUUUACGUUUACAAAAGUACCUAACCCUUUUCAAUCCCGACGCUUCGGCUAAUUCGUACUUAAUCGUGCCAACGAUCAAUGACUCAGCCGUCGAUUGGGAUUUCAUCGAUUUAAUCUACGCCAAUUUGACGGUACUCCCCGAGAUAAUCCCCGAAGAUGUCCGAAAGAGUUACGAGUUUGAUCCCGAAAAGUACCGAGACGCUGUUGUCAUGCCCUGGUACCGCAACCAAGACCAACCUCAGUAUUUCUACGUGGCGGAAAUUUGCUCGAAUUUAAAUCCGGCUUCGGAUUUUCCAGGUUCCGAUUAUGCCACUUUCGAGGAGUAUUACUUGAGGAAAUACAACAUACAGAUCCAGAAUAAAAACCAACACUUGCUUGAUGUUGACCAUACAUCAGCCAGGUUGAAUUUCCUCACCCCGAGGUAUGUUAACAGGAAGGGAGUGGCUUUACCGACGAGUAGCGAGGCCACAAAACGAGCAAAACGUGAAAAGUUGGAACAGAAACAAAUUUUAGUGCCCGAAUUGUGUGCUAUACACCCGUUUUCGGCCUCUUUGUGGCGAAAAGCCGUUUGUUUACCCUGUAUCUUGUACAGAAUUAACGCAUUGUUAUUGGCUGAUCAAAUCAGGCGAACUGUAGCGCUUGAGUUGAAUUUGGGCAAGAUCGAGCUUAAUUCUGAGUUCAAGUGGCCUCCGUUAAACUUUGGAUGGUCUUUAGCCGACGUUUUGAAGAAAUCUAAAGACGAGGAGAAGAAGAAACAGGAGAAAAUUGAACCCAUCAUUGAAGAAAUUCCACCCGAAAUUGAGAAAAUCGAAAGAUUUGACCAAGACGACGACGAGGAAGAAAUGAUCGAGAUUGGGACUUGGUCUAAUGACAUGGCUCAAUUGAACUGUGACCAAGAGUUUCCAGUUGUGAGGUAUGCCUCACCGACUAGUUGGUUGGAUCUCCAAAACACUUACGACGAUUCGUCCUUUUCGGACUCGGAUUAUUCCGGUGAUGAAUCCGAGUCCGAAUGGGGCGGCCUUCGUAUUGAAUUCACCGGUGAUAACGUAGCUGAAGCCGUCGAUGACGAAAAUAAAAAAGACGACGAUUUCGAACUUGUUGACUACUCGAAUGUCUGGAAAGUCGAUGAUGAGAGUGAAAUCACACAAACGUUACGAAAACAAUUCCACGAUGCUUGUGCCCGAAACAAAGCCCAUAUUCUCUCAUCGGGAAUUCUAAUUUCAAAGUCUGAACAAUUCCAGAAAUGUUCCGACUGUGAUAAUGCUACAACUAAAGAUUUGCAAGUUUCGAAUAGUUACGAUUUUGACUUUAGUAAAUUAUUUAUCGAGUUGGAUAAACACGAACCGUUAAAGAUUGAUUUAGGGCUUCAGAAUGCGAAAAACGAGUACGACAUAUCCGAAACUAUGAGUUUCAAAUUCGACGAACAACCGAAUUUGGUCGAACACCCGGGUCCAAGUCCAAACGUGUUAUUACAAGCAUUGACAAUGUCGAAUGCAAACGAUGGGAUUAACUUAGAGCGACUUGAAACAAUCGGUGACUCGUUUCUCAAAUACGCAAUAACGAAUUAUCUCUAUUCGAAGUAUGAAAAUAUCCAUGAGGGUAAAUUGAGUCACCUUAGGUCGAAACAAGUAAGUAAUCUUAAUUUGUACCGACUGGGUCGAAGAAAAGGUUUGGGGGAAUAUAUGAUUGCGACAAAAUUUGACCCUCAUGAUAAUUGGUUACCGCCGUGUUUUUACGUCCCGAAAGAACUUGAAGAGGCAUUGAUUGAUGCCCAAUUUCCGGCGAAUUGUUGGACGGUGGCAGACAUGGCCGCCACGAGAGAUAUGACUUUGGAUGAUAUUUGUUCAAUGGUCCGUCAAAGAGGCGAAAGUCUUUCACUUAGUAACAUAAUCCCUUACAAUUUAGUGACUCAACAUAGCAUACCUGAUAAGAGUAUAGCCGAUUGUGUUGAGGCUCUAAUCGGAGCUUAUUUAAUCGAAUGUGGGCCUCGUGGAGCUUUGCUUUUUAUGGCUUGGCUAGGAAUACAAGUUUUACCUCAAUUGGAAGAUGGGACUUAUGGGGAAAUUGAAUUACCAAAGUCGCCACUUUCGAAUCAUUUUACAUAUCCAAAGGAGGAGUUAGAUAUGCUUUUGGAUGGUUAUGAUCAGUUUGAAAGGCAUAUAGGAUAUAAGUUUCGGGAUAGAUCAUAUUUACUCCAAGCUUUAACUCAUGCUUCGUUCUCACCAAAUACCCUGACUGAUUGUUAUCAAAGACUUGAGUUUCUUGGUGAUGCUGUCCUUGAUUACUUAAUCACUCGACAUUUAUACGAAGACACUAGGAUGCAUUCACCGGGAGCUUUGACUGAUUUAAGAUCCGCCUUAGUAAACAAUACGAUUUUCGCAUCUUUGGCAGUUCGUAACGGCUUCCACCGCUACUUCCGUAACUUAUCCCCAAGUCUCAACGAAGUGGUCGAAAAAUUCGUCCGAUUGCAGGAAGAUAGUGGACAUGCUUUAGUCGACGAAUUAUAUCUUGUCGUUGAGACUGAAGAAGUUGAAGAUGUGGAAGUACCGAAAGCUUUGGGCGACGUGUUCGAAUCCGUCGCCGGUGCUAUUUUCCUCGAUUCGGGAAUGUCACUAGACGCCGUAUGGAAAGUUUACUACAACAUGAUGAAGAGCGAAAUCGAGCAGUUUAGUAACAAAGUCCCGAAAUCACCAAUCCGCGAACUUCUCGAACUCGAACCGGAAACGGCGAAAUUCGGAAAACCGGAAAAGCUCGCCGAUGGGAGACGCGUCCGCGUGACGGUGGAAGUCUUCGGGAAGGGAGUGUUCAAAGGCAUUGGGAGGAACUAUCGAAUUGCCAAAUGCACAGCUGCGAAAUGCGCGCUCAAAAAUUUGAAAAAACGAGGCUUGAUCAAAAAAAUCGACGAAAGUUAAGUGCCAUCGGUAAUUCGAACAAUUCUAGUCAUUAUUUUGCGUGUACCAAGGGUAAAUUUUUAGUGUGCAAAUAGGCCUUAAAAAUUUCCAGUAAUCUGUGAUGUAGUUGCACAAAAAUCGCAAUGGCAGCUGAGCUAUUUAUGCAUUUUAGUUGGUUGUGACGGGAGGGUUCGCAGAUUUAUCUUACGAUGUGCAUAUAACGAUCGUUUUAUCACUUAACCAUCGUUUUAUUACUAAGAAAUGUUUGUUCAAAAAUGUGAUAUAACUGCUCGUUGUGAUAGAAACGAAGAUAAAUUUUAGUUUCACUAUAUUGUAGAAUUUCUAUUAUUUUUCGUUCAUUUUGUAAAUACUGUGUUUUUGAUGUAAUACAGACUCUUCCUAAAGACAGUUCUUCUUAAUUUAAUCCCACGAACAAUCUGACAAUGCGUGUUUACGUGAUUUCCUGCGAUUUAGAUUAGGAAAAAUUCUUAUCUGAUAAAUAUCAACUUUGUUUGUUAAAAAAACCACAUUACCUCGGAUUUUUUUGAAUCAUCUUUAGC
Tribolium madens (black flour beetle) is the source of this 6222-nucleotide messenger RNA. Its product is annotated as endoribonuclease Dcr-1. Gene Ontology annotation, cellular component: nucleus; RISC complex; cytoplasm. Gene Ontology annotation, molecular function: ribonuclease III activity; protein binding; deoxyribonuclease I activity. The record is from RefSeq and is a predicted model, not a curated record. Bases 320 to 5683 code for a protein of 1787 amino acids. Gene Ontology annotation, biological process: siRNA processing; apoptotic DNA fragmentation; pre-miRNA processing. NCBI's taxonomy places the organism in Eukaryota, Metazoa, Arthropoda, Insecta, Coleoptera, Tenebrionidae. The transcript has 5 exons.